CGAAACAGUUGAGAAUCACUGAAGAUCUUGGUGGCGGUAGGAGAGGCACGUUGAAACGCGAUUGUUAGUGAUCGUGAAAGCGAUUGUUGGCUGAGCAGAUUGUUGUGAUGAUCUGUUCGAUUAAACGUGAACAAUGUCUAAUCUUUUACGAAGUCUGGUGUUCGGAGUGUUUCUUGGCCUCGCGAACACCAGCAUGCCACAUCCAUGGUAUGAAAGUUUACCCGCGGUGGCUUUAGAUUACAAAGUUCAUAUUGAUGCCGGAAAGGAGGAUUGUUACUUUCAAUAUGUUCAUGCUGGCGCUACAUUCUACGUAAAUUUUCAGGUGGUACGUGGUGGAGAUGGAAAAGCUGGUUUCGCAGUAAGAAAUCCAGAUGGAGUGAUAGUUCAUCCCUAUCAGUGGCUUUCUAACUCAGAUUAUCAAGAUACUGUGAAAAAUGCUGGUUACUACAGCAUUUGUAUAGAUAAUCAGUUUUCCAGAUUUGCUUCAAAAUUAGUUAAUUUAUACAUUACAGUGAUCAGAUAUGAGGAAUGGGAUAAAUAUUCCAGAGAAAUAGAAGAAUUGAAUGUUUCUGUGGAAAACUUUACAUCUACGAUAACCACAGUGGAAAAAAACAUUAACGAAAUGCUUCAAACUCAGCAUUUGAGCAGAAGUAGAGAAGCUCGUGAUCUAAAUUUAUUGUUGGAUAACAAUUCUUAUGUCCAAACGUGGUCUAUUGCACAAAUAAUUGUUAUAAUGGUAACAACAACAAUACAGGUAUAUUUUGUAAGAAAAUUAUUUGAAGUGAGACCAUCUAGAUACUCCAGGGCACGCAUAUAAAUGUUAUUAAGAUGUGUCGUGCAAAAGUGAACAUAGCUGAAGAAGUUUUCUGCAUUUAUUACUGGAAACGAUAAUUACAAAUAUGCUGGAAUGUUUAUGUAAAAAUAUAACACUCUUAUUUUCAGAAAAUUA
Messenger RNA from Frieseomelitta varia, 949 nucleotides. RefSeq names its product transmembrane emp24 domain-containing protein 5-like. The record is from RefSeq and is a predicted model, not a curated record. NCBI's taxonomy places the organism in Eukaryota, Metazoa, Arthropoda, Insecta, Hymenoptera, Apidae. The coding region runs from base 134 to 817 and encodes 227 amino acids. Gene Ontology annotation, cellular component: endoplasmic reticulum; endoplasmic reticulum-Golgi intermediate compartment; Golgi apparatus. The transcript has 4 exons. Gene Ontology annotation, biological process: Golgi organization; endoplasmic reticulum to Golgi vesicle-mediated transport; intracellular protein transport.